Molecule: messenger RNA, 866 nt
Organism: Selaginella moellendorffii
Lineage: Eukaryota; Viridiplantae; Streptophyta; Lycopodiopsida; Selaginellales; Selaginellaceae
Product: RNA-binding protein PNO1
Exons: 2
Coding region: 35-697 (220 amino acids)
Cellular component (GO): nucleolus
Molecular function (GO): RNA binding
Source: RefSeq, a predicted model, not a curated record
CCUAAAAUUCAUUUGCCCAAGUUUUAGGGUUCUUAUGGCGGCGAUGGCGAUGGAGGUGGAUGCUGCCCCGGCGCCAGCGGCUGGAGAGCCGGAUCUACCUCCAAUGAAGGUGAAAUUCGAGCCGCUAUCAGCUCACGAGAUGCAGGGAGGGAAGGUCCAGUUUAGAAGAAUUGCGGUUCCUUCGCACAGGUACACGCCACUCAAGAAGCACUGGCUAGACAUUUACACGCCCGUGGUGGAGCAGAUGAAAAUCGACCUUCGGAUGAAUCUUAAGACUCGCAAAGUGGAACUCAAGACGAAGAGAGACACUCCAGACACAAGUGCCCUCCAAAAGAGCGCCGAUUUCAUCCACGCUUUCCUCCUGGGCUUCGACAUCGCCGACGCCAUCGCGCUCCUCCGCCUCGACGACUUAUACGUGGACUCGUUCGAGGUCAAGGACGUAAAGUCGCUCAAAGGCGACCACCUUUCGCGAGCAAUCGGCAGGCUCUCCGGCAAAGGCGGCAAGACAAAGUUCGCCAUCGAGAACUCGACACGAACAAGAAUAGUCAUCGCUGACUCGAGAAUUCACAUCCUGGGAGCGUUUGCCAACAUCAGAAUCGCCAGAGACGCGCUGUGCAGUCUCAUUUUGGGAUCCCCGGCAGGCAAAGUCUACUCCCGGCUUAGAACUAUAGGGAACCGGCUGGCCGAGAGAAGCUAGAACGCACAGCCAGGUCUUACCGAGCUCAAAUUCAGGGAAAAAGGAGAGAGAAGCUCUGGUACGUAGCUACCAUUUCAAUGCAUGCUUCUUGCGUUUGUUUUCGUGUUCUUUUUUUCUCGUAACGUCUUUUGCUCAUAACACGUACGCUGCAUGAUCGUGGCUUGAGCUA